This is a messenger RNA of Naegleria fowleri, 966 nucleotides long. RefSeq lists its product as uncharacterized. Gene Ontology annotation, molecular function: 3'-5'-DNA exonuclease activity; nucleic acid binding. Gene Ontology annotation, cellular component: cytoplasm. Bases 1 to 966 code for a protein of 321 amino acids. The record is from RefSeq and is a predicted model, not a curated record. Gene Ontology annotation, biological process: DNA catabolic process. Lineage: Eukaryota; Heterolobosea; Eutetramitea; Acrasida; Naegleriidae. The transcript is spliced from 3 exons.
AUGGUUGCUUUGAAGACCAAAUUGGCGAAAAAUUCUCCAUUUAACAUCAAUCGACAAUCUACAACAAAAUGUUAUGGAAAUUGUAAUGUGAAUUUAGAAUAUUCCAAAUUACAUCGAAAGCACUAUGUGAAAAAACGCACUCUUCAAGAAGAACAUGAGGAUUCUUUAUUAGAGAACGACAAAACUAUUUUCGAAGAGAUGUAUGAAUAUAUUCUCGAUACAACUCAAGAUUUCCUUCCACAGAAAAAUGUGAUGCUGAUACGAGAAUAUUUAUGUAAACAAGCACCAGUCGCGGAUGAUGGAACUAUUAUGAAUAAUAUUCUUUUGACCUGUCCUGCAUAUGCGCUCUACAAUACAAUUAUUGAUUCACUUAAAUCUCGCCAAUUUGGCCAACAAGUGGAGGGCAUUAUUGAAGAAGUAGCAACCAAAUUGGUAACCAAUACUUUUAAGCAACCUGAAUUACCAAAAGAAUCAUUUAUUACAUUUAAUGCAGAAAAAGGAUUGUUUGUUCCAUCUAAUGAGAAACAAUCACAACCAGAAAAUAUUUUAACAACAAAUAUCACCUCCAUAGGCUCCAUUUCAGAAAAUUCAACUCAAAUGUCACAACCUUUACUUCAAAGCAAAUAUAUAUUUUUUGAUUUUGAAACGACUGGAUUUUGGAAGAAUGAUGAUCCACCAAAAAUUACAGAAUAUUGUUUUGUGGAUGUUUUGGCUGGAGUUGUUUUGUAUGGCUUAGUUAAUCCUGGUAAAGCCAUUUCUAGCCAAGCACAAGGAAUAUAUGGAUUGAAUUUGAACAAUUUGAGAUCAAAACUACCUAUUGAAAGUCAUGUGAACGAUAUUAUUCAAUUUUUAAGUAAUAACUCUCAAGGGAAAACUUAUUUAAUAGCUCACAAUGGCGACUGUUUGGACUUCAAAGUUUUUGCAAAAGAAUUUUUCGGAAAGUUUCCUGAAGUCGACUUUACAUAA